AAUUUUUUUUUUUUUUUUGUGGAGGAUGUUUUGCAAUCACCGCAACAAUUGGAAAGAUUGUACUCUGAGGUUCAUUUCCUCAAGUCAUUGAAGCACGAGAAUAUCAUCAAAUUCUACAAUUCUUGGGUCAAUGAAAAAUCCCGGACUAUCAACAUCAUCACCGAGUUGUUUACCUCUGGCAGUUUGAGGCAAUAUAGAAAGAAACACAAGAACAUUGAUAUGAAAGCCAUGAAGAAUUGGUUGAGGCAGAUUCUUCGAGGAUUAUGCUAUCUGCAUGGCCAUAAUCCGCCCAUAAUUCAUAGGGAUCUGAAAUGUGAUAACAUCUUCGUCAACGGUAAUACUGGACGUGUUAAGAUUGGAGAUCUUGGAUUGGCAGUUGUGAUGCAGCAGCCUCUUGCUCAGAGUGUUAUAGGCACGCCUGAAUUUAUGGCACCGGAACUUUAUGAAGAACAAUAUAAUGAACUUGUUGACAUAUAUUCUUUUGGCAUGUGUGUGUUGGAAAUGGUCACCUGUGAAUACCCAUAUAGUGAAUGUAGAAAUCCGGCACAGAUAUAUAAGAAAGUUACUUCUGGUAUAAAGCCUGCCGCUCUGGCUAAAGUACAUGAUUUGAAAUUGAGAGAAUUUAUUGAGAAGUGUCUAGUUCCAGCAGCUAUGCGACUGCCGGCGUCUGAACUGUUGAAAGACCCAUUCCUUGUUGCUGAAAGCCCGAAGGAGAUCAAUCAUGAUACACUACUGCAGCUGACUAAUCCGCCAAUAUCUGAGCCUUGUCCUAUGGAGACAGACUCAAGCUCCAGGCAUACUUCACAUGGUUCCUCUGUGAGUAGUAUUGAAGAAACUUCCUUAGUUUCAGUGUUCGAUCUUCUGCAGGUGACUCAGAAAAACGAAUUCCGGUUAAGAGGGGAGAAAACUGCCACCAGUACAAUUUCACUUACCCUGCGAAUUGCCGAUGCAUGCGGUCGAGCAAGGAAUAUCCAUUUUCCGUUUUAUACCCAUUCUGACACGGCCAAUUCAAUUGCUGUGGAGAUGGUUGAGCACCUGGAACUUGCGAAGGAGGAUGUAACUGUGAUUGCUGAGCUAAUACAAAACAUGAUUCUGAAGCUCAUGCCCAACUGGAAACCUUCCUCUCAUUCCUCUCUCAACUUGUCAUCUGAAAAAGAUCACUUGUACAAGCCUUCGGAAGAACUUCGGAGCUGUGGAACAUCAAGUUGCCAGUGGCCAUCACUAUCAAGUGUUUUUGAUACAAAAGCAAUUCAAGAUGAUUCUGUUCGCUUACAUCAUGAUGGAGAAAAUCAUUAUAUACAAGAAUCUGUUAUGUCAGAGAUUUCAUCAGAGUAUGGGACUACAUUUGCUUUAGAUUCGAAGAGUGAAGAGCAUGAUAGCUUUAGUAUGGACGGAUGCUGCAAAGGUUCCAAUGGCUUAAAUACCAAUUCAGAUGCCGGGUUCUGUGCUCAAGAUGAUAAUGAACAAUCAGAGAAAUCAGCAGGCGUUAUCAAUUCACAAUGCAGUGCAUUCGAAAACUUUGACGUGUCAAGUAUAUGUUCUGUUGCUCUAGCCGGCAUAGAUAAUUCAAACGAGCUACAGCUGGAGCUUGAUGCAAUAGAAACGCAGUAUCACCAAUGUUUUCGUGAGCUCGUGAAGAUGAGGGAGGACGCCAUAGAAAACGCCAAAAGGAUGGAUUACAAGGAAGAAAAUAUCAGUUAUGUGAUGCACUAAGAUGAUUUUGUCCCGGGUUUUUUUUUACCCUGUAUUUUUUGAAGAGUAUAGUGAUAGUUAGGUACUGAAAAUUUCGACUUCGGACUAAUUAGUUUCUGCAAAAAAAAGGGUACCAAUUUAGUCUUUUAUGAUAGCAAACAGUGGAUAUAUAAUGUCCUUUUAUCAAUUCAUCGCUUAAAAUUUAAGGGUGGUGUUUAUAUAUAUCGAUAAUAACUUUAACGU
This is a messenger RNA of Arachis duranensis, 1935 nucleotides long. RefSeq names its product serine/threonine-protein kinase WNK8. NCBI's taxonomy places the organism in Eukaryota, Viridiplantae, Streptophyta, Magnoliopsida, Fabales, Fabaceae. Gene Ontology annotation, molecular function: ATP binding; protein serine/threonine kinase activity. Gene Ontology annotation, cellular component: cytoplasm. The record is from RefSeq and is a predicted model, not a curated record. Gene Ontology annotation, biological process: intracellular signal transduction; protein phosphorylation.